UGCUGUCUGGUUGGCACAUAGGCCACAGUUAUAUUUAGCUUGUGUUUUGCAAACUGACCUGACCUAUUUUCCCCAUUGGUGGCCAACAGAGAACCAGAGAAAGGUCGCACCAGAGAAAGUAAGACGAGGGGAGGACCGUGGCUGUUGUGACAUGGCCUGCAGAAAUCCAGAGCUGGUGCCGUAUACUGUCAGAGCAACACCUUCUCCUGUGUUAUGCCCCGAUAACGAUAGUUCCAACGAGGAGGCUGAGAUAAAUGUGAUGAUACCUGACACAGUUCUUCACAUAGAGACAGAAUCCUUCUUUGUGAACCGUCAACAGCUGGCUCUUCAGAGCCCCUAUUUCCGUGCACUUUUCUAUGGCGGCGGCAGAGAGAGUGGCAAGCGCCACGUUGAGAUCAAAGGUGUGGGUGCGGACCAGUUUCGUGUCCUGAUGGAAUAUACCCAGACAUCCAAGCUAUCUCUCAGCAGAGAAAAUGUCCUGAGGAUCCUAGAGACAGCAGACUUCCUCCAGCUGGAGAGACCCAGGCUCCUAUGCUGCAAGUUCCUGGAGAGAGAGCUGCAUCUAAGCAACUGCUUGGGCAUGAUGUCCUACGCUUGGCAGCUGGGAUGCCGGGAGCUCUACACAGCAGCACGUGAGGUGGCUCUAACCCACCUACCUGCUAUCGCCACAGAGGAGGACUUCAUGUAUCUGUCUAAGGAAAGUGUGGCGGACCUUCUUGCCAGUGAUAAACUAUUUGUACCCAGGGAGGAUCAAGCCUUGGAGAUGACCUUACGCUGGGCAACCUUUGACCCCAGUCGGGAGGAGGACUUCAUGGAGUUGGUGGAGCUGGUGCGACUAGAGAGCCUGUCUCUGCCCUACAUCACUGAUUUGCUUACCAGGCUCAAAGGGUCUGACCCACAAGCCAAACUCAUCUGUAAACUGAAUGAAAAUUUUCCUACUAGCUGGUCUAUGAGCAGGUCCAUACCUCGGGCCAGCGAGACACUGUACAUACUCGGAGGGCCCCAUGACCAGGACAAGCAGUCUCUCUACCAGUUUUACCCCCACAGUGGGAGAUGGCAGUCCCAUGCACCACUUCAGAGGAAGAAUCUCACACAGUACUCUGUGGCAGCAGUAGGAGAAAACAUUGUAGUCACCGGAGGAAACUUCCGUGAUGAGAUCUUUUGGUACAGCGUGGACUGGGUGCGGAUAUUCCAGUGUGGGAACAAGCGCUGGGUGGAUGGCCCUCCGCUGCAGAAGUCCAGGCACAGCCACUGCUCUGUGGGCCUGGGGCAGGAGCUGUACGUCCUGGGGGGCACCAUGGACGAGGGGCCUGUGGCCCACGUGGAGAAGCUGCCGCUGGGAGCACAGGUCUGGGAGGAUGUCAGCCCCAUGGUGCGGGCUGUGGAUAGGGCUGCCACCGUUGCUCGCAAUUUCUGUAUCUAUGUCGCCUGUGGACUGGAUGAGAAUGGGGAGGUGUACAGUGGCAUUCAGAGAUACCUGGUGAAGGAGGACCAAUGGGACGUGGUCACCUACUCCCCUCUGCCCAGGUAUGACCUUCUUGCAACAGUGCUCAACGGGGCCCUCUAUCUCCUGGGAGGUCAGGCAUUGCGGCUAGAUGUGGAGACAGACGAAUGGACAGUUCUAGAAGAAGAAUGUCUGGACAGAAAGUUCUUUGGUGGCUGCACCACAGUCAAUGGGCAGAUCUACCUGCUGAGCGAGCGAAAAAUGAACAAAGCAUUCCCCAACAUGAUACUGAUGGAUCCUUACAUCGACACCUGCAUGGAAAUAGACAAUGCCAUACCCUGUCCUGUGCCUCUCCGUGGCUGUGUUACCAUGCGCUUGGUCACAUGACACUGGUGAGUUGCCAGUAAUCAUUUAGCAGUUCACAUCCACUCACCAUCUAUUGAAAUGGUCAGACACUUAUCAGCUAUUGAUUUUGCUUUUGAAUGGAAAGGUACAAACACAUUUAUCAAUAGUUUGAUAAAGGUUAUUUAUUGAUUUUGUUGAACUGGCCAGAGUGAACAAAGUUAUGUGUGCAUUCAGAACAAGAUGUGUGUUAUUGCCAUUUGUAUCGUUGCACUAAUAGAACUUGUAAUAAAAUAAACAUCCAAUAAUCAUGAUGGAAGGCCCAUUGCAGUCAAAAAUGUGAUUUCCCCGUGUUUUAUAUAUGCAGUACAUUUCCACACUAUGAGGUUGUGAACAUUUGAACAUGCUGAUAAUGCCCUUCAUCCCACCAAAAUAGUCAAACAUUUCAGGCGGUCUUCUCAAACAGCUCUUAAAAGGGAAUUAUCAUCAUUUUCACAAUUUCACAGUUAAUAGACCAAGAGUUCCAAACGUCUCUGCCAAUAACAGCUACUUUUCAGUUUUCCCCUCCCCACUCAGACCACUAACAGACAGUUCUAGCUAAAUUCUUGAUUGAGAAAUUGCUCUUUGCUAAGAAGAUAUUUUUGUAUGUGUUUGAGCAUAACAACUGUGAACUUUAAAACAAAGCAACUGUUUUGGUUAUGCAGAGGUUGUUGAUUCUGCUCUUCACAAGGCCUCACUGUCAGCCCUAGCUAUGGAAACAACAUGUCCCUAGUAUAACAUAAGGGUGUAACACUGGUGUUACAGUACAAAAGCAGCAUUAAGAGUGUGAGGCACACCUAGACCCUGGUAACAACAUAGUCAGUCUCAAAGAAGUGUGUUCCUACCCUGGUCCCAGAUCGGUCGGUAUGUGCUUUAGUCAUCCCAUAUGAUUAUCGCUGUCAUUGCAUGACAAGCUCAUACAGAUCUCUUAUUCCAGUGUGAGAUAGAGAUGAUUGUGAUUGACACGUCUCUGGGCAAAAUAGUAAUUCCAAACCCCCAUCUUUUCACAGCACAGUAGUAUCAUGUGUUUAGUGCUUGAACAUUUUGUCUAUCAAUGACAUCACAUUUUUGCAAAAGCUCCUGUAACCAAUAUGAUUAGUAAAAUUGUAUCGAUUGAGACAUUCCAGUUAUAGAUUCAGACAGAAUCUAAAACAUUGUCAUAUUUUCUAACAAGUGCUUGUGACAGAAAGUAUUAAAGUUCAGUAGCACAGAGUAAAUCAACCUGUUGGUGAAACAUGCUGCAAACUCCUCUCUGUUGCCACAGGGAUAUUCAUAUAAAACAAUUAUAGAAAAACAUUAUUUUUUCUUCUUAUAAAAUGUUAAAUGCCUGGUCAUGACGCUGCUGCCUCCAUAAGGCAGAGUUUCCUGCCCCCGCCCCAACGAAUAGGCAUGUUCUCAUUUUCUUCACUAGAGGGCGAUAUCACAAUUCUAACAAGGAAUAUGGCCAGUAUGACAAAUUGAUGACAAAAAUGAGAAUGCUUGGGAAGUUUGUAUAAAUUGUCAGCUAAAACCACAAAGCUACAGUAACUGCACAUUUCAUUCUAGAGGCUGUCAAUGUUGCCUGAGAUAUCCUUAAUUUUAAUAAAAAGCUAAUUGUUUAAAUGUA
This is a messenger RNA of Oncorhynchus keta (chum salmon), 3431 nucleotides long. RefSeq names its product kelch-like protein 23. NCBI's taxonomy places the organism in Eukaryota, Metazoa, Chordata, Actinopteri, Salmoniformes, Salmonidae. The coding region runs from base 152 to 1831 and encodes 559 amino acids. Gene Ontology annotation, molecular function: protein binding. The transcript has 3 exons. The record is from RefSeq and is a predicted model, not a curated record.